UACUAGCAGCUACCAGGGAGGGAGGUGCUCCCAUCUCUUGUAUCCCAGUGGCCACUAUUGUACAACCUGCUGCAAGGAACCUACAAAUAAUACCGUAACGCAGGACUUCCAUCAAGUGUAGUCUACACAUUUAUUAGCGAUUUCAGAUGAUCAAGAGACUGUCAUGAGGCAACCAAGACAUUGACUUGAGUCAAUUUGAGUUAAGAAAGGCACCGCCAAGGUCCCAAGAGCUAGUUGAUCCAAUAGACCCCUUCAUGAGAGGACCAGGAAGUCCCCAAGAGCUGGGUGGACUGCUAAAUCACCCUGUGAGAGGAGCAGGCAAAAGACACCCUUUGCCUACCCAGUGGGCAGCACCUUCCACCAGCCCAGCAAUGCCCUUUCCCUCAGCCUUUCAGUCAUCAGCAACUGUGGUGGCUCCAGUUUUCCCAAGACCCUCUACACCACCAUUAAGGGAAUAUUCACCACCAAGAGGUAAUCCUCCACCACCACUACGAGGAUAUUCCCCACCAACACGGGGAUAUUCUCCACCACCGCAGGGUUAUUCCCUAUCACCACAGGGAUAUCCACCUCCACCACCACCACCACCACCACCACGGGGAUAUUCACCUCCACCACCACGGAGAAAUUCACCUCCACCACCACGGGGAUAUUUAUCUCCACCACCACGGAGAAAUUCACCUCCACCACCACGGGGAUAUUCACAUCCACCACCACGGGGAUAUUCGCCUCCACCACCACAGGGAUAUUCGCCUCCACCACCACGGGGAUAUUCGCCUCCACUACCACGGGAAAAUUCCCCACCACCACAGGGAUACUAUUCACUUUCACCACCACGGGGUUAUUCUCCACCACCACGGGGAUAUUCACUUCCGCCACCACGGGGAUAUUCACCUCCUCCACCACGAGGAUAUUCACCUCCUCCACCACGAGGAUAUUCACCUCCACCGCGGAGAAAUUCCCCACCACCAAAAGGAUAUUCGCCACCGCCACCACGAGGCAUGUCUCGACCACCACCACGAGUUUAUUCACCUCCACCACGAGGAUAUUCACCUCCACCACGAGGAUAUUCACCUCCACCGCCACAGAGAAAUUCCCCGCCACCACGGGGAUAUUCACCACCACCACCACGGGGAUAUUCACCACCACCACCCCGAAAGUUUUCGCCACCACCAGUACAGGGAUAUUCGGUGUCACCACCACAAACGGGAUAUUCCCUACCACCACAGAGUAAUUCGCCACCAAGAAGAUAUUCACAACCAUCACCAAGGAGAUAUUCCCCACCACCUCCAAGGGAAUAUUUUCCAUCACAAGGAUAUUCCUCAUCACCAAAGAGAUAUUCACCAACUCCACAGAGAUAUUCCCCUCAACCUCGACGGAGGCAUUCCCCACCGCUUUCACGUAGGUAUUCUGAACCAGCAGAAAGAUAUUCACCACCACCACAGGGAUAUUCUCCACGACGGGGAUAUUCGGGAUAUUCUCCACCACAACGGGAAUAUUCUCCCCCACAACAGGGAUAUUCUCCCACACCACGGGGAUAUUCUCCCCCACCACGGAGACAUUUCCCAACACCACCAAAAGGAAAACCAUCUGCAGUAGCUGAAAGGGUACAUCCGCCUCCAGCAGACAGGUCUCCAACAGUGCACCAAUAUGGUCCCUCGAGAGGUGGCAGGGAACCAGCACAGAACAGACAGCCACAUCAGACUUCAGUAAUUAGGGGUGUGAAUGUCUCCAACACAGGAAGCUCCAACAAAGGUAGCUCCAAUGUUGGUAGUUCCAACACUGGCAAAGAGCCUCAGGGGAAGCACAAGACACCACUGGGCAUUAAACCUUCCCCAUCAACACAACAGAAGCCCCAUGUACCCAUGCCAGAUUAUGACCCUAAUCCCCAAGUUGCUUACCUUCCCAGCCCUGAUUAUUGAUACUUGUGAUUAGUAUAAACUAUUUAGUCUAUGGGUUUAACACAUGUACAGUGUACAUGUUUAAUAAUUAGUUCAUGAACAGCAUAUGCUAGCCAUGGUGAUGGUUACUAGUUUGCAAGUGUAAUAAACUCUUGGCAAAUAUUUAGUUUAGAGGCUUGACUGAACUCAGUCUUUAUUUUACUUUUUAAAAUACAGUCUUGUGCAAAUUGUUCACUUGGGAUAUAUUAGACACAAAUUACUUUUAUGAGAGGAAGAAUGUACAGUGGGCCCCUGCGAAUUUGCAGCUUCAGUAAUUCGCGGAUUUUUCCUUAGAGUCUAACUAAUGAUUGUUCGCAGAAAUCCCUGCAAAUUCACCGAAAUUUUUUUUGGCCUUUUUCAUUGCAAUAUAUAAGUUUUUAUGUGUUUUAACGCUAAAUAUUAAGAAAAACAUAAUUUAAUAAUUUUGUAUCAUAAAUAUUAAUGUAAAUUCAACAAAAUUUCCAUAUAAAAUAUAACACUAUAAUUUUUUUAGUGCUGUAGAGAGAAUGGUAUCACUCAUUUUUGGUGAGUAUGUACCUGCACCUUUAACUUCACUUGUACUAAAUUAAAUUAUUAUAAUCCCUAUACUAUUUACUGUACGUAUACUAAAGAAAACAGGGUUGCAUGAAUUACAGUGUACCAAAGAAAAUGUUUUUACAUGAAUUACAGUACAUAUGGAGGUAACAUCAGUAUUUUACGUUCUAGCACUGCAGGAGUACAGUACUGUAUAUGGGUUUAUCUUUACAUUCUUUUUUUUUUUAAGGGUGAUGUAUGAAGCUGAGUUUGAAAUAAAAUUAAAGUGUUUUGAGGGCAUAUUUAGGGUUUAAACUAUAAAAAUAGGCCUUUAUAGGCAUUUUUUAACUUCGUCCAAAAUUCGCGGUUUUUCCAAAUUCGCAGGUGGUCUUGGAACAUAACCCCCGUGAAUUUGGGGGGACUACUGUAUUUCAUAUAAUGUACCACUGAAGAGAUAUGACUGGUCAAACAACUAUUAGUAUACAGUCAUAUGACAUGAUAUGCCAAUCAGCUGUUAACAUUGUCAUGUGACUGAAUAAUCACUGGAAAUUUAAAAAACUGUAGAUUACACUGACGAUGGGACAAUAUUAGGAUAGCUUUUUUUUGUAGAUCCAUAGGCUGCAAGAAAUCAGUGCAUGGGCAGCUGACUGAUUCAGCGGGAAGAGCUCUGACCUGGAGUUUUGUGACUCCCUCACCCUGGGUUCAAACCCCACUUAUUUGGUGGUUAGUCUCACCUACAUGUGGGUGUAUGGGUCAAGUCGUCUCAAGGAAGCAUGUUGCCUAGAUAGGGUCACUUUCCAGCGAGUCAUUAUGUACAGAUUAAUGCAGAAGGUAGGAUUUUAAAGUAGUAAUAAAAAUGUAACAGUGAGCUCAGGUCAUACCCACUGUAUUAGGUCACCAAUUUAAUAUACAGUACACCACAUUACGUGUAUUAUCUUUCUUCUUUCAACAAACCGGCCAUAUCCCACAGAGGCAGGGUGGCCCAAAAAGAAAAACACAUAUUUCUCUUUUUAACUUCAGUAAUGUAUACAGGAGAGGGGGUUACUAGCUCCUUGCUUCCGGCAUUUUAGUCUCCUCUUACGACACGCAUGACUUACAGAGGAAGAAUUUUGUUCCACUUCCCUAUGGAGAAUAUAUUAUUAUAUCCUUUCCUAUUUUAUAAGGAACAUAGCAUAUGUUUUUUUUCAUAUUAGAUAAAUGAGACUACAGGUUUCCAUAUAUGGCAAAUGCACAAAGACAGGAAUUUCUGUGGUCAUGAGAAGUUCCAGCCCCUAAAGCACAAGGCAUUAAAUAUAAUUUCCCAAGCACCUAAAGGGAUCUGCCUUUAGAGGGUGAUGGAUACAAUUACACUUACAUACAAACUGAUUGCUACUGUAUAAAUUAUCUUGCUUGUUAAUGUACAUUUAACUGAAAAUGUUAAUAAAGAUUUGAAAAUCUAUAA
Cherax quadricarinatus is the source of this 3891-nucleotide messenger RNA. RefSeq lists its product as uncharacterized. The record is from RefSeq and is a predicted model, not a curated record. Lineage: Eukaryota; Metazoa; Arthropoda; Malacostraca; Decapoda; Parastacidae.